Messenger RNA from Schizophyllum commune H4-8, 1812 nucleotides. Its product is annotated as isocitrate lyase. Gene Ontology annotation, biological process: carboxylic acid metabolic process. The transcript has 6 exons. The record is from RefSeq and is a predicted model, not a curated record. Gene Ontology annotation, molecular function: isocitrate lyase activity. The coding region runs from base 37 to 1653 and encodes 538 amino acids. NCBI's taxonomy places the organism in Eukaryota, Fungi, Basidiomycota, Agaricomycetes, Agaricales, Schizophyllaceae.
CCUGAACACCCCUACCCUCCUCCAAUCCCAUUCACCAUGUCUAACGAGCGCGCCGCAUUCGCGAAGGAGGUCGCCGAGGUCGAGCAGUGGUGGAAGAGCCCCCGCUUCGAGCGCGUCAAGCGCCCCUACACCGCCGCGGAUGUCGUCUCGAAGCGCGGCACGCUGCCGAUCCAGUACCCCUCGAAUGUGCAGGGCAAGAAGCUUUGGAGCAUCCUCGGCGAGCAUGCAAAGCGCGGGACACCAUCGCAUACCUAUGGCGCGCUCGAUCCUGUCCAGGUCACGCAGAUGGCCAAGUACCUCGAGACGGUCUACGUCUCUGGCUGGCAAUCAUCAAGCACGGCGUCCAGCACCAAUGAGCCGGGCCCCGAUCUUGCUGACUACCCUUACAACACCGUGCCCAACAAGGUUGAGCACCUCUUCCAGGCGCAGCUCUUCCACGAUCGCAAGCAGCGGGAAGCGCGCAGCCACCUAAGCGACUCUGAGCUCACCAGCACCCCUUCCAUCGACUACCUCCGCCCCAUCGUCGCCGAUGCGGACACCGGCCACGGAGGCCUCACCGCCGUCAUGAAGCUGACAAAACUUUUCGUUGAGAAGGGCGCAGCGGGCAUCCACAUUGAGGACCAAGCCCCCGGGACCAAGAAGUGCGGACACAUGGCUGGCAAGGUCCUCGUCCCCAUCUCCGAGCACAUCAACCGCCUCGUCGCGAUUCGCUUGCAGUACGACAUCCUCGGCGUCGAGAACCUCGCGAUCGCGCGUACGGACUCGGAGGCUGCCACUCUCAUCACGUCCAACAUCGACGCCCGCGACCACGCCUUCAUCCUCGGCAGCACCAACCCCUCGAUCGGCGCGCUCAACGACGUCAUGCUCGCCGCCGAGCGCGAGGGCAAGAACGGCGAGGAGCUGCAGGCGACGGAGGACAACUGGCUCGCGCAGGCGAACCUCCAGCUGUUCUCCAAGACGCUCGCGGAUGCCUUGACCGCCGAGGGCGCGUCCGCCGCGAACGUCGACAAGUUCCUCGCGCGCGUCGCGCACGCGUCCUACCCCGAGGCCGUCGCGGUCGCGCAGAAGGAGUUCGGCUUGAAGACCGUGCCGUUCUGGGAUUGGGACGCGCCGCGGACGCGCGAGGGCUUCUACCGCUACCAGGGCGGCACGCAGUGCGCGAUCAACCGCGCCGUCGCGUACGCGCCGUACGCGGACCUGCUGUGGAUGGAGACGAAGAAGCCGAUCCUGGCGCAGGCGAAGGAGUUCGCCGCGGGCGUGCACGCGGUGCACCCGGGUCACUGGCUCGCGUACAACCUCAGCCCGUCGUUCAACUGGGACGCGGCGGGGCUCGGCGAGGACGACAUGCAGUCGUACGUGUGGGAGCUGGGCAAGCUGGGCUUUGUGUGGCAGUUCAUCACGCUCGGUGGCCUGCAUUCGAAUGCGUACAUCUCGGACCUCUUCGCGCGCGAGUACGCGAAGACGGGGAUGAAGGCGUACGUCGAGCUUGUGCAGCGGAAGGAGCGCGAGAUUGGCACCGAUGUCCUCACGCACCAGAAGUGGUCCGGCGCCGACUACGCCGACAACCUGCUCAAGACCGUCACCGGCGGCAUCUCGUCGACCGCGGCUAUGGGCAAGGGCGUCACGGAAUCGCAGUUCGGCGCGAAGUUGUAGACGCUAGUGAAGGUGUGGAGGUCUGAAGUUGUUUAUUAGCAUGGGCUUGCACUAGCACCUGUAUUUGUACACAUCUACUAAGCUUGUAUAUCACGCACGACAAUUCGCAUACAUUGAACCAACCGUUAGGUGAUGGAGGAGUAAUGAUCCUGAUGUCAA